ACCAGGCCACGCAGGACUCCGAGUGAGAGUGAAGGUGGAGGAGUGAGCAGAGGAAGUAAGGAAGACGAGGCGAAGGACGCGAAGGCAGAGAGAGAGAGAGAGAGAGAGAUAGGGAGAGAGGGAGACGUGUUCGUCGGGGCAGGCGGAGCGGAGUGAAUUUGGAACUCCGCGAGUGGAAAAUAGUGCGCACCAUGGCAGCAGCUAUGGCGACCACGAAGAUUCUCACGGGAGCGGUGUGCAGCAGCUCGUCUCUAGUUUCGGGCGAUGUUCUUGGAAGUUCGUCGUGCUCGUCGCAAUUCGCCGGCGGGCACCUGUUGAGGUUGCACACGAGGAGUACGUUUAAGAGCGUAGGGAAGUUGGGGGUUCAGAGUCGGUUGCAGAGGGAUUCGGUGGUGAAUGCCUCCUCGUCUUUGGGUUUUGGAGAUGGUUUGAUUGGUGCUUUUGGUGGUCCUCUGGGAGGCGCCAUGGCCACGCAGGCCCCCGCCAUGGCUUCGAGAUCUGCCGAGGCCGAUGUGAUGGGUUUGCUCUUGCGACAACGGAUUGUUUUCCUCGGUCAUCAGAUGGAUGAUUUUGUCGCCGACUCUAUCGUCAGCCAGCUUCUUUUGUUGGACGCUGUCGAUCCCACCAAGGACAUUCGGCUCUUCGUCAAUUGCCCCGGUGGUUCUAUUAGUGCCGCCAUGGCCAUCUACGAUUCUAUUCAGCUGUGCAGGGCGAAUGUCUCAACUAUUGUCUUUGGUCUCGCUGCGUCGACAGCAGCUAUCGUGGUCGCGGGGGGCUCCAAGGGUAAGCGGUUUGCCAUGCCGAAUGCACGUAUCAUGAUGCAUCAACCAUUGGGAGGUGCCAGCGGCCAGGCUAUAGAUGUAGAAAUCCAAGCUAAAGAAAUUAUGUACCACAAGACCAACGUCACGCGGAUCAUAUCUGAGAUCACAGGAAGGUCGACGGAACAGGUCGCGAAAGACAUAGACAGAGACAGGUACAUGUCUCCAGUUGAGGCGAUGGAGUACGGCUUAUUAGACGGCGUUAUUGAUCAAGAUACGAUUAUGCCUUUGGCUCCUAACGUUGAGAGGGUGAAGAGUAGGUCGGAGAAUCUCGCUGCCAUGGAAGAUCCCCUGAAGUUCUUAAACCCCGAGAUAUCUGACGAUGAGAUUUACUAAAGAGGACGUUGUACAUUUUUAACAUUCUAGUGGAAGUCUUGUAAACAAGAUACGUUAAAAGAAAAUUUUGAAUUUUGCACAUUCACAGAAAUCUCUCGACAACAUCUUGUCGCCUGUGCUUACCGGCGGG
This is a messenger RNA of Marchantia polymorpha subsp. ruderalis, 1284 nucleotides long. NCBI's taxonomy places the organism in Eukaryota, Viridiplantae, Streptophyta, Marchantiopsida, Marchantiales, Marchantiaceae. The record is from the annotation of a GenBank genome assembly.